Molecule: messenger RNA, 1733 nt
Organism: Colletotrichum godetiae
Lineage: Eukaryota; Fungi; Ascomycota; Sordariomycetes; Glomerellales; Glomerellaceae
Product: major facilitator superfamily domain-containing protein
Exons: 2
Coding region: 102-1478 (458 amino acids)
Biological process (GO): transmembrane transport
Cellular component (GO): membrane
Molecular function (GO): transmembrane transporter activity
Source: RefSeq, a predicted model, not a curated record
GGAACAGCGACAGACCAAGGUAUUCGUGUUGGAAACCUCCAGUCGAUUUGCAACUACGAUGAGAUCUCAACACCCUUUUCUCUAGGCCCUGCUUCGUAAUUAUGGGCAAGGAUGAAACUUCACCGACUCGAUUGCCCGUGGUUGAGCCUUUUCCGGCUGGUCCUCGGGAAGCCGACGGAUCCAAAGAUGAGCGCCAGACUACGGCGCCUUCGUCACCAGAGCCUGGAACUGCGGUUAGGCCAUCACCAGCUACUGAUGGAGGAAUGGUCGCCUGGCUCCAAGUUUCGUCAGCUUUCGCGCUCUACUGGAACAGUUUGGGUCUGCUCAACGGCUUUGGUGCUUUCCAAACAUACUACGAAACCACAUUGCUCAAAAACGAUUCAUCUUCAGCCAUCGCGUGGAUUGGCUCAGUCCAAGUCUUCUUCCUCAUGGCUGGCGGUGUCAUAUUUGGCCCGCUCUAUGACCUUGGCUACGCUAGAUCCAUGCUGAUAACCGGCACAUUCCUCGUCGUCUUCGGCUUCAUGAUGACCAGCAUCAGCACACAGUACUAUCAGUUCCUACUUGCGCAGGGCUUCUGUGUCGGAAUCGGCUCCAGCUGCCUGUACAUUGUCGCCAUCACCUUGGUUCCUGCCUACUUUACAGCCCGGAGGGCUUUAGCAAUGGGGGUUGCAACUGUUGGAAGUAGUCUGGGAGCUACCAUUUAUCCUCUUAUUUUCGAGAGUUUACAGCCUCGAAUAGGGUUUUCAUGGACUGUUCGAGCCAUUGGUUUCGUCACCUUAGCCAUGUCUUGCUAUGCUGUGGUUGUGGCACGACCUCGAACCAAGGGCGCUAAAGCCCUUAUAACAAAGAACAACUCGCUGAAAGAAAUCGCCGGAAUUGCUGGCCUUCUGGAUUCUCGAUACGUGGUUCAGUGCAUCGCCAUUUUCUUCAGCAAUCUCGCCUUUUUCCAGCCUCUCUACUAUAUUCAAAGCUACGCACAAUCGCACGGUAUGGAGGGCGCGUCUUUGGCUAAGUACCUCCUUGUGAUACUCAACGCAGUCGGUAUCCCUGGACGCAUUGUGCCGUCCCUCAUUGCCGAUCGAUUUGGUGUACUGAAUACGUACAUUGGAAUAUGUACCAUGACCGCCAUUACCAUCUUUUACUGGAUCAGCGUGAAUAACACUGCCGGGAACGUGGCGUUUGCGGUAUUGUACGGAUUCUUCUGCGCCAGUGUCGUCACUUUGGCCCCGGUCGUUCUAGCAAGCAUAACUGAUGAUCUUGGAAUUCUGGGAACGAGACUCGGUUUCGUCGCUGUAUUAAAGGGAGUCGGUUCACUCAUUGGGCCGCCAAUUGCUGGCGCUAUUUUGGGAUCAACUGGGAGCUAUCUCGGUGUCCAGCUAUUCACUGGACUGGCGAUGUCGCUCACUGUUGUCUUUGCAGCAUAUCUUAGAGCCUUGAUAUCCCAGAGGAAAGUAGAAAGUCUAGAGACUGAUUCAUAAUGUUUGGAGACAAUUUGGGCAAGACGAGAACCUCUCAAGCUUCUCAUUUGAGGAUCCGGUACUUUGAGUACUAUCUAAUGCAGUCAGGAUAAUUAGGGAUGUCUCUAGUCUCUUGGUAUCAGUUUAAAUUUCGGAAGCUUUCAGAUGACAUGUAUUACAUUUGCUACUUCGGCUGUCUUCUUUAUACUUCCUAUCUACUCUUUCGACGUGUACUCCUUCAGGUAUACUGAUCGCCUAAUAGAUAAUGUGCAGAAG